CAAUAGUUCCCAAUUCAUCUGUUUCUUUGCUGUGAUAUCUCUGCACCCCCUCAUUUUUUUCCGUCUACUAUGCAUUUCAAUUUGAUGUCAUUUUGCCUACAACUAAGCACAUUUUUAUUCAUAUCUUAACAUGUGAUACCCUGCCUUAGGCUGUUCAUCCUCCGUUCAUCGACUGCACCUCUUGCUUUCAUCCCCGCCUUUUCGGUCCGUACUUUCUUAUGCAUCGCCCUGGCUCUCUCCUACUCUCACUUCAGUUUUUCCUUGCUGCGCUCCAGUGUUCUCUGCGACUUUUUCAUCGAUACCGCGACAAUGGACAACUGCACUACAACUAUGUCUUCAAUCCGGAAUAUCUGUGGCUCCGUUGGUACCAAUCUGUCAUUGUGUUACAAUCAGCUUUUCCUCGCUUCACCCAAAGUUAUUUCAACUUGUUCCGAGUCCUAUGAAUAUAGGAUACUCGGUUAUUAUCCAGGUGCUAAACCCCGUGGGAAAAUUCUAUUCGUGG
Molecule: messenger RNA, 502 nt
Organism: Desarmillaria tabescens
Lineage: Eukaryota; Fungi; Basidiomycota; Agaricomycetes; Agaricales; Physalacriaceae
Exons: 2
Coding region: 219-443 (74 amino acids)
Source: RefSeq, a predicted model, not a curated record